CUCACUAUUAAAUACUAUUAACACCGUUUACUUUCACUGAAAAUUAUCAUUUUUAUUUUUAUUAUUAAUUUUCGCCUACCCCAAUUUUUCUGAUCGGCGAUCGACGGAAUCCCUAAAUCCUUGCCGUCGAUUAAUUUUCACUCAAAAUCCCCAAUUUGAAACCCUAAUUUGUUUCCUCCACUCAGUUCAGUGUACUCCCCCCAAAAAAGGUUUGAAUUUUUUGUUUCCUUUUUUAAUUGUACUGAGAUUCAGAAAUUAGCUCAAAAUCUUGAUUUGCUCAAGCUAUGAAGGACACGUGCCGAUCUGGGUCUUGCUUCACUUCCAUUGCUGCUCAAAUCUCAAAAAAAUGAGAUGGCUGAAUAUGAUAAUUUGGCUUCUUUUAUGGUUAAGCAUUUUGGGAUCAGUAUAACUUUUGUUUUGAGAGUUUGGUUUUGAAAAUCGUCUGAAUUUUCUGAAUGGAAGCAAACAAAGAGGAGGCUCUUAAAGCGAAAGAAAUCGCUGAGAAGAGAUUUUGUGAAAGAGACUUUGCAGGUGCUAAGAAUUAUGCAUUAAAGGCGAAAUCAUUGUAUCGUGGAUUGGAGGGUAUAUCACAGAUGGUGUCCACAUUCGAAGUUUAUGUUGCUUCUGAGGCUAAAUGUAAUGGUGAAAUUGAUUAUUAUUCAAUUCUUGGGUUGAAGCCCUCUGCAGAUAAAGAAGCAGUGAAGAAACAGUACAAAAAGAUGGCUGUGUUACUACAUCCUGAUAAGAAUAAAUGUGUGGGAGCUGAUGGGGCAUUCAAACUUGUAUCUGAAGCAUGGACUUUGUUGUCAGAUAGAUUCAAGAAAAGUUCCUAUGAUAUCAAGAGAAACAAACAAAUGCCUUCCGGAGUGGUUCAAACUCCAACAUAUGCUGCUGCGGUUACAGGUGCCAGCAACUGUUCAAAUUCAAUCUCACUAGGUAGACUUGAUACUUUUUGGACUGUAUGCACAUCUUGUAAGGUUCAGUAUGAAUAUCUUCGGAAGUAUGUCAAUAAGAGACUUUCAUGUAAGAACUGCCGAGGUACUUUCAUUGCUGUUGAAACUGGGUCAGCCCCGGUGAAUGGUUCUUUCCCCUAUUGUCCUUGGUCUUAUGUGCCAAGUAAUGGAUUUGGAAGUCAUGGAUAUGACGGGGUCACAUAUGUCCCAACAAAUGCUACUUUUUUUACUGGAAAUGGGGUCUCAAGUUAUCAUUCUGGACAUGGAUAUGAGUAUGUUCCUAACAUGUCAUUUCAGUGGAGCUCAUUCUCUGGAGCUUCUACUGGGAUUGCGGGCCAUAAUGGAGUGUCAGCCAUUUCCACUGAUGCUGUUUAUCAGACCAACGGAGAUGCUAGAGGAGCAGGGUCAAAGGUGAAAUCAGGUACCAUUGGAAAACGUUCCAUGAAAAACUUUGCCACUCAGACAACUCCAAAUUUGUUCAAUGGCUAUAAUGAAUCUUCAGGAUCUAAGACUGGUGGACUUGAGAAGAAAAGGAAGGUUAUUGUUGGUUCCGAUUUUGGAAAUGGAUAUGACGACAAGGGAUUAAAAUCUUCAGAAGCUGGAUUAGCAAAUGGAAAUGGUGUAGAGUCUGAUACAAAGUUUUCCAAUCCAAGUGAACCUCCAAAUAAGCGAGUCUCAAUGGCACCUGCAUUUGAUACUAGAAAGUUGUUAAUUGACAUGGCGAGGACAGAAAUUCGGAAGAAAUUGGAAGAGAUUAGAUUGGCUUCUGAGGCAGUUACAGCAGUUUCAACAGUUAAAUUAGGCACCGAAUAUGAUCAACCUCCACCAGCUGGAAAGGCUCCCAAAUGGACAAAUUUGGCUGCUUCUGUUCAUCAAUCAGCAUCAAAUAAAAGUGCACCAAUCUCAAUUACAGUUCCCGACUCCGACUUUCAUGAUUUUGACAAAGACAGAUCAGAGGAAUGCUUCAAACCAAAGCAAAUAUGGGCUUUGUAUGACGAAGAUGAUGGUAUGCCUCGUUUGUAUUGUUUGAUUCGCCAGGUUGUCUCUAUAAAACCAUUUAAGAUUCUCAUCUCUUACUUGAACUCCAAAACUGAUAACGAAUUCGGGUCAGUGAAUUGGCUGGAUUAUGGGUUUACUAAAUCUUGUGGACACUUCAGGGCAUGGAAUUCUGACAUUAUUGAACAAGUCAACAUUUUCUCUCAUCUUCUGAGAGAAAAGGCUGGAAGGGGAGGCUGUGUUCGCAUAUUCCCCAAAAGUGGAGAUGUUUGGGCUGUUUAUCGGAAUUGGUCACCAGAUUGGAACAGGUCAACUCCUGAUGAUGUGAGGCACCAAUAUGAGAUGGUCGAGGUGCUCGAUGAUUACUCUGAAGAGCUUGGAGUUUGUGUUACUCCCCUUAUCAAAUUGGUCGGAUUCAAGACAGUAUAUCAGAGAAAUACAAACAAGGAUGCCAUUAGAUGGAUUCCGAGGACAGAGAUGUUUCGCUUUUCUCACCAGGUUCCAUCUUGGUUACUUAAAGCAGAAUCUGGUAAUUUGCCCGACCGUUGUUGGGAUUUAGAUCCAGCUGCAACUCCAGAUGAACUUCUACAUGCUGCAACAGAAGCUAAGGCUAAACAUAACCUUGUCAUGCAGGAAAAGCAUGAUUAGUUUGGAAUUUCAUUUGCCAUUCUUAACAGAAAUUUUAGAUUGACUGUAGAAACAUUUCACAUUUGGUUAACGGCCAAUGCAACAUUAACUCCUGAUGAUUUUAGAGGAUGUAAUAUUGCUGAGGAACAGUAUCCGAGCAUCUACAAUUCUGAAUCUAUUGACUGUUGAUUACCAAAAAAAAUGCUUUUCGCAGCUGAGAACUAAUGCAGUAAGUUUAAUUCAGAGAGGGUCUUGCUCUUCCGUUGGGCCUAAUGCAACCACACUUGGCUAGCUACCCGGCCAGUGCAGGUGUUAGACUAUCAGGAAGCAAAAGGAAAAGCAUAAAAUCACUGAAUCAAGGUGUGGAUGUUGGAUCGAGUUAGAGUAAGUUCAAUUCUUAUGAUACAAUGGUUUCUUUCUUUUUUUUUUCUUCAUCUACGCUCGGCCUGAAGUCUUUCUCCAGAGAUCCUUGUUGUAAAUUGAUAUUUAGCAGUUAGACUAAUUAUCAAACUUAAGCUUAUUUUUGCUCAAUCAUUGUUGUAUGCAUCUUUGAUUUAAGAAAUGUAAGCACAUGGACGAUGCAUGAAAUGAGCAAAUAUGCAUGUUGUUACUGUGAAAUUUUUUGUUUGUGAAUU
Molecule: messenger RNA, 3211 nt
Organism: Durio zibethinus
Lineage: Eukaryota; Viridiplantae; Streptophyta; Magnoliopsida; Malvales; Malvaceae
Source: RefSeq, a predicted model, not a curated record